Lolium perenne is the source of this 726-nucleotide messenger RNA. RefSeq lists its product as uncharacterized. The record is from RefSeq and is a predicted model, not a curated record. NCBI's taxonomy places the organism in Eukaryota, Viridiplantae, Streptophyta, Magnoliopsida, Poales, Poaceae.
GGCGGCGGCGGCGACAUGCAGUUCCUCCGAGGCGGCGGCGGCGGCGGGGGAGGAGGGGCGGGAGGGAUGGCGUGGGAGGUCCUGAGAAGGCAUUUCUCGCGGAAGCGGGCGGUGGACGUGCGGCGGAUCAACCCCAAGGUGCCCAAGGAGGAGGCCGUCGCCAUCUCCGGCCGCCUCCUCCAGAUCCUCGCCGACCACGGGCCCCUCACCGUCGGCAACACCUGGAACCACGCCAAGGACGCCGCCAUUGAGGGCCUGAACAGCAAGACCCACAUGAAGAUCCUUCUCAAGUGGAUGUGGGGGAGGCAGAUCAUCAAGCUCUCUUGCACACAGACCGGCAACACCAAGAAGUUCCUCUACUCCCCAUUCACCGCCGAUGGUUCCGAGGCUGCGGCUGAAGAGCCAUCGUCGACAACACCCGAGCAGCAGCAGCCUAGGAAAGGCUGGAAAGGGAAGCACCCGAAGUACAAGGGGCAGGCCAAGAAACAGAAACCUGCUGCCGUGGCUUGACAUUGUUCGCCCGGCUCCUUCAAUUUCAUUUUUUUUAAUUAGUGCAGAAGAGCACCAUUGUCUCGUUGAGAAAACAUUGUGUGUGACUGAAAUUGUGUUGGCGUGCACUGGAUGUAGACUUCAUUGUGCUAGAAUAAUAAUGAUGGUAAUCUAGCUUAUGUAGACUAUGUUCUUUUGAAGGUCUGAUCGAAUUAAAAAGGCCAGUUCCUGAGUUUU